AUGUCCGCCGCUACAGCUCCCAGCAACCCUUCACAGACCCAGAAUACAAAGAAGAGACGCGGCAAAGCAGAGGCUGCUGCUGUAGCUGCUCCCGUCUCUGUCGCUGCAUCGAACACCGACGCGCCCAGUGUUACUGCUGCUACUGACGGUGCUGCGGUCAACGGGCAGCAUGAACCAAACUUCCUUAAGGAGCUCCAGAAAACCCUUCGAAACACUAACAAGAAACUGAACGCAACCGCAAAAGUUGAUGCAAUCAUUGCUGAAAAUCCUGGGAAAUCCCUCGAGGAGCUUGUAGCCCUCAAGAAAAUCAACGCAGACCAGAAGGCCCAGGCUCUUAAGAAACCUGCUCUUCAGGAAACUAUUGCUCACAUCGAAGAGCAGAUCACUCAAUACAAACAACUUGAAGCAUACCAUGAAGAACAACGUACCAAAGAAAUAGCAAAGAUCCAAGCCCAACAUAAGGAAGAAAUCGAAUCGUUGAAGACGAACCUCGAAACCGAGUCCAAAGAGAAUGUCGAGAAGUGCUUCAAGGACCGGUUGCUUGUGCUUAGCCGUUUCUUGCGCGCAGCUGCUGCCAUGAGGGGUGUUGCUGACGAGCAGUCCAUCCAGGCUCGUGGAUUCGAGGGAGCUUUGUAUCAGGUUUAUGGUGGAACGGAGCAGGCGGUUGAGGCCAUGGUCAAGUUGAUUGAUGGCACAGAUGACAAGGUUCCCAGUGUUGAGUCUGAGAUCCUUGACAUCACCUACGCACAGAUUAAGCGCACUUCUCUCGAAGACUACGCCCAAUCCACUGGUGAAGCCGUUGCAACUGAAGAAGAAACUGCCGCCCCUGCUACCAACACCAACGCACCCCAAACUGACCCGACAAUCGCCAAUGCCGGUCUCACGGAAGUUGAAGAGCCUACUGUCUCGCAAGCUGCAGCUACAAAUGGCUUCCAACCUAACCCCCAGUUAGCUGCUGAUGAAGCAGCUCCCCUUAAACCAACCGAGGAGAAUGUUGCAGCCAACGAAAUUGCGCAGACUGUAUCAGUGGAAUGGGAUCCAAACCCAUAUAAGCCUAGUCCCUCCACAGAGGAAUGGCUGAGUGUGCAAGUCCCCCAACCUGGUACUGCUGCUGAGGCCUCUGUUGCUGCUGAGGCUGCCACUCGUCAACCCCUCGCCUCUGAGACUUGGGGAGAAGAGCAACCCGCCAAUAAACAAGUCGACGGCUUUGAACGAGUUCACCAUCCUCGUGGACGCGGAAGAGGCUACCGUGGCCGUGGCCAAGGCCAGCGUGGCGGCGGAGAGCACCGCGGCCGUGGUAACUACAACCGUGGAGGAGGUGAGUACCGUGGCCGUGGCCGUGGCCGUGGUGGUGAAUACCGAGGAAAUGGAAACAGCCACCGUGGACGACCUGCUCCCGCUGCUGCUACUGCAGGAGACGCUUAA
Nannizzia gypsea CBS 118893 is the source of this 1425-nucleotide messenger RNA. RefSeq lists its product as hypothetical. The transcript has 4 exons. Bases 1 to 1425 code for a protein of 474 amino acids. NCBI's taxonomy places the organism in Eukaryota, Fungi, Ascomycota, Eurotiomycetes, Onygenales, Arthrodermataceae. The record is from RefSeq and is a predicted model, not a curated record.